Lagopus leucura (white-tailed ptarmigan) is the source of this 2597-nucleotide messenger RNA. It is a transcript of the gene MANSC4, whose product is annotated as MANSC domain containing 4. Lineage: Eukaryota; Metazoa; Chordata; Aves; Galliformes; Phasianidae. The record is from RefSeq and is a predicted model, not a curated record. The transcript is spliced from 5 exons. The coding region runs from base 456 to 1478 and encodes 340 amino acids.
CACAGCACUGUCAAUGGCUCCAAAAAAGCCUAAAAAAAGAGCUUUUUUGGUCACUUUUCUUCAUUCCAGAUCCCUUGCCCACCACAGUUUUACCUGCUCGAAGCUAGUCUCUGUAGCAAAUGAAGCAAAUGGCUGAUGACUCAUGGAAGAAAUUUGAGAAGAAUGGUGAAAAGAAUUACAAAUAGCAUGAUAUCUGGCUUGAUACCGGAGACUCCUUACUAACAGCAAAAGUCUCUUGAUCCCUCCUUUCAGAGCACAUGGAACAGUCGGUUACUAGUUUGCAGCGGGCCAAACAUCACCAGAAUUGUUUGAAAAAAAACUUGUCUUGACUUCUUCCCCUGGCAGAAUUGAUAGCGUCCUUAUGACUCAAGAUAAUGUCUCUUAAAAAGCUGGUCCAAACUUCAGCACUUCCAUGAAGGAGAAAGCACACUCACUAAGCCAAUUACACAGAAGAGAUGGUUCUGCUGGUGGCAAUAUCAGAGGUGCUGUUGCUUCUGGGAUUGGCAGUGGAGUCAGAUUCUCUCUGCACACCCACCAUGUUUUACAAGAACUGCUGGAUCCGACGCUUUCCUGGUCUUCUGAUCGACCUGCAGGAAUCAGAGAAGAGAGGAGCCCAGGUGCUGAAGAUUUACACAGAAGUCUCCUCCCAGCAGUGCAGCAGAACCUGCUGCCUUCAGAGGAAUGUUUCCUGUAAUCUAGCAGUGUUCUACCAUGGAGCUACUAAUGAAAAUAUGAAUUGCUUGCACGUGUCUUGCCCAGCACUGGAAAGUUGCAUACUAAAGGCUAGAAUCAACGUUGUUUUGUACAACAUCACAACAGGGAUUGAUCCAGACCUUCUUAUUUUUGAAAGACUGAAAUUCAAGGGGCCAAGUACUUACACCUCACAGAAUAAAUACGAAAGGCAAAACAGCACAAAGACCUCUGAGUGGGAAAGAUGCCAGCAUAGUAAUGUUACGUCAAGUUCACUUCUACUCCAAGCUCCAUCUUCUACCAUCACCUCCAGCACAAGCCUGAUGGCUGUAAAAACAAAAGGCAGCACAUAUUCCAGGGAAUCAACUUCUCUGCUGGAUAACCAUUUGGCUAAGAGGACAAGCACAACUUCAGGAAAUACUAGACUAUUCACUGGCUCAGACAGAAGGACUAUACACUCAACUUUGAUACCUAAAUCUGCAGAGGUGUUAUCCCGCAUGCCCACUCCUCCUCAUCUGAACAGCAGCAAACAACACUUAAAUGAAACCAAAGGUUACAGUGGCAGGAAUUAUACUUCAGACAAUGAAGCUCCUGUUUGGGAAGCUGCAGCUCUGGGUGUCUGGCUGAUUCCUGUUAUUCUCUGCUCUUAUCUCAUCUUCCUUUGCUUUUGUACUGUGGCUCCUGGAGCAGGGUGCUGCAGAAGUAGGAAAGGUCACUACCAACCCAUACAGAGAGGAAGAACAAUGUCUAGGCAAAUAAAAUACGCUACUGUCCAAGGUGGCCUGUAAAAUACAGUCACCACCCUUGUUGUGGAACAAACAGCUUUUUUAAAAUGAAUUGUAUUUCCUGGCCUGAUUCUUUUACAGAACAAAGAGUAAGUUUCAGAAUCAUUCAGCUAUAAUUUCACUCUCAACAAUUAAACAUAUUUCCACUGUCUCUUUGGGUAAGAAUUGCACACUCACAGGUCUCAUUACAUGUUCAAAUCUGUUUGAGCAUAUUUUGGUACAAAAUCUGACUCAGAAUAACGCCUAACAAAAACAAUACGCUUACCCUAAUUUAAGAGAGAAGAUUCACUGCAGCUUACGUGACCUCUGCCCUGACUUUGACCAGCCUUAGUAAAACUGAUUUAAAUGUUAUAAUAUCAUAAAAGAUUUAAUGAUAGCAUUUAUUUAAUUGCCCCAGAUCUAGUUGUUUUCAUAAAAACUGUAUUCAUUUUUUCCUGUUAAAUUCUAGAUUGUUUUUUACGAUAUACUCCUAAUACUGGAAUAAAACAAUUUAACACGCACUGUUUACUUCCUCAAAGAAAAAUGCCCAUUAAUAAUGUAAGGCUCCAAAACUUCCAUUAACUCAAACAUCUGAUCAUCCAAUUAUUUAUGCUUUGCUUUCACUUCAAUCUUCUCACAAUAACUUGAAAUGUUUCUGAAGCCCUCCUAGACUAGUACCACUACCUCCUACUACCAUUAGAAUUCUUUUUAAAACUUAAUUGCUGUGUGAUGCACUGACAGAUCCACUCUACUACUACUAAGGAAAGCACAAAUGCAACCACCAACUGUUCAUGAAUUGCAGUUAUGGUCAAUUUGUACUGUCCACCUUCACUUGCUUUAUUAUGCCCACACAUAUUUAUCAUUUACAUCAUUUGCUUUUUUUAAUACGGACAUUUAAUGUACAUUGCACAGAGAUAUACAAAAGAUUUUUAAAGCUUUAGAAGUUAGAAUUAUAAUUAAAAACAAACUUUUUGUUUCUUCAUCCUGUGUACUCUCUUCAUAAAACUGCUACUCCUGAACAUAAAUCAAAUGACUACAUCAACAAGAUGUUUCCUUGACUUACCUUGCUCAGGCGCAUUGCUUAGGAAAGCAAACAUUUUCAGCAGUAGUCAGGAUUGUUCUUUCUCUUUUAUAUUUGUUGAU